Molecule: messenger RNA, 1187 nt
Organism: Erinaceus europaeus (western European hedgehog)
Lineage: Eukaryota; Metazoa; Chordata; Mammalia; Eulipotyphla; Erinaceidae
Product: proteasome activator complex subunit 3-like
Exons: 1
Coding region: 178-897 (239 amino acids)
Biological process (GO): regulation of proteasomal protein catabolic process; positive regulation of endopeptidase activity; regulation of G1/S transition of mitotic cell cycle
Cellular component (GO): proteasome activator complex; cytoplasm; nucleoplasm
Molecular function (GO): endopeptidase activator activity
Source: RefSeq, a predicted model, not a curated record
CUCGAGAAUCAUGAGACCUACUUUUUACCCCGACCUAGCAUACCUAGAGGACUAAUCCCAUGUGGUGUGGGCAGUCUAUGCUUAAUCGAGCAGUUACGUGGAGAGGAGUGGCUUCCGCACAGGUAACUUCCGGGGCGUGGUCUGCUGGGGUCGACCGGAAGCUAUUAUCAGCGCCACAUGACCUCUGGCACCCCUCAACGCUCGGCCUGGGCCAUGGCGGCGCAGCUAAAGGUGGAGCGGGACAUGCAGUGUAAGGUGGACUCCUUCCGGGCCCGCAUCUCGCAGGAGGCCGAGGAUCUGGUGGCCACCUUCUUCCCCCAGAAGCUGUCGGAGCUGGACAGCCGGGUCCAGGAGUUGCACCUGCAGGACCUGUCUCAGAUCCGGUCGGUGCCGGCCCCUGUGUCUCCCGGUGCCCCGGACCCCGUGGGGGAUGGGCCGUGCCGCGAAGGGCCCAUGCUGCGCAGCAACCAGCACUUGGUGGAGCUGAUUGAGCGUGUCAAGCCGGAGAUCGAGCUGCUGCGGCAGAAGUGCAGCACAGUGCGCAUGUGGGUGCAGCUGCUGAUCCCACGUGCCGAGGAUGGCAACAACUUUGGGGUGUCGAUCCAGGAGGACACGGUCGACCAGCUGUGGACGGCGGAGAGCACAGCCGCCUCCUACCUGCGCCGCUUCUCCACCUACUACAGCACACGCGCCCGCCUGGUGGCCAAGAUGGUCAAGUACCCGCAGGUGGAGGACUACCGGCGCACUGUGGCGGAGGUGGAUGAGAACGAGUACCUGAGCGUGCUCCAGAUCCUGCUGCACGUGCGCAACCAGUACGCCACCCUGCACGACGUCAUCCUCAAGAACAUCGACAAGAUCAAGAGCCCGCGCAGCUCCAACACCGACAGCCUGUACUGAGCCACUCGCCUGUUCACCUGCGGGGACCGGCCAGGGGCUGAUCGCAGGCCAGGGUGCACCCCACCCAGUCCCAGGCUUCGCCAAGGAGAAAGGACUGCACUUGGAAAGCAGAUUCACACGCGACCUGGCUUCCUUGCAGCAUCGGGGACAGUGAAUGCUGCCAGGGGUCUCAAAAGACAUAAAGCCAAGAGCAAGAUAAAGCGAAACUUUUCCUGAGAUUCUGCUCCGUGUUCCUUUGUUCAAAGCUCAGAAGUGCCCUCUUUACGCCACCAUUUUUGGCCAGGAAAAGA